UCACAAGAAGAUGGUAAAGACUGCAAAGGAAGGCAUAAAACAGCAAGACAGCAACUCAAAAAUCUAUGGCAAGAUGCAAGCAGUGUUCAUAGAAAUGGACAAAAGCCCCGCCACUAACUCAGCAAUGAAAGAGCUGAAGGACUUGAAGGAGGCAGUCAUUGGGAGUGGCGGAGAGGAUGCAAAGGAUGCAUUUGAUCCUAAAAAGCACAUAGAUGCGUAUUUGCCUGUACGGUUAACGAGUAGAGGCUGAGCAACCUGUUGCAGUCCCUCUUGGUGGGUGCUAGCCUCGGUGCCAUGCCUGUCA
Magnolia sinica is the source of this 304-nucleotide messenger RNA. RefSeq names its product boron transporter 4-like. The transcript is spliced from 2 exons. NCBI's taxonomy places the organism in Eukaryota, Viridiplantae, Streptophyta, Magnoliopsida, Magnoliales, Magnoliaceae. The record is from RefSeq and is a predicted model, not a curated record. The coding region runs from base 11 to 250 and encodes 79 amino acids.